UUCGCGAACGUCGUCUAGGUAAAAUCAUCCCGUGUACACCUGCCACGGGAAAACGUAUUUUUUUUUCAUUAUCUCUUUAUCCUUUGCUCGUCGCCGUCGCGAAUAGCGCAAUCCUGGAAGAUGGCACGUCGCAUAGAUUACACCAAGGCGAUCUUCGUACUGUGGUGUGUCCUGAGUACGGCAUUCAGCGUCCCCAGUUACUCGCCGGCGCCCGAAAAGUUGGACGAGCAGUUGUAUACGACACGUCGGAUGGCAAACGUGGUGUUCGAUAUGCCCGGCCCGAAAUCUAAACUACCCUUGUCGGUGGACAAUUUCGAGAUGAAGAGCACCACGACGAUGACCUCGGAAACAACAACCACCCACAGAUCGUUCUCCACGGAACAGCCUCUCUAUCGUUUAGACGGCAGCAAUGGACAAGCUUGUAUUCUUCUACAAGUGGACGCUCUGAUCACGGUGAAAUAUAAAACGACAUUGGGAGAGGAUCAAGAAGCGAGCAUCUACGUUCCUAACGAUGCGACGGUAACUGGUAAUUGCGACAACGAGAACACCGUGACAAUGUCCCUGAAGUGGAAGGCGUUCGUAUUGUCGUGGAGUUUCGCUAAGACACCCGGGGGUGAACGAUGGUACGUCGAAAAAAUCGAGCUGACCUACAAUUCCAGCGAUCGACAUUUCGAACAUAUCGAUCAGCCACACAAGACGAUCCGAUUGAGCACCGGACAGAAGCAUAGUUCCAUGUUGUUCCCGACCCCUGUUGGCAAAUCGUACUCCUGCAGCGGCGAAACCAACAUCCCUUUGACCGAUGGAAAGAAUUAUGCCAGCGUGCUUCUCAGAGACAUGAAGCUACAGCCGUUCAAGUUCAAGAACAAUGAAUUCGCCGUCGAAUUUUCGUGCACGUCGCUGAGUGCACGCGGUGUUCGAGACGAAACAGCACCCGUCGCGGUCGGGUCAACUUUGGCCGCUGCCGUUCUACUCACAAUCACAGGUUACGCUGCCUAUCGUUAUUUUAAGGUGAAGAAGGUCAAGUACGACACGAUGGAAUAAAAAGUGCAAGAAACGCUGCCCAGGACGAUGCCAAAAUCGCGCGACUACGCCAACAAGCCUCGCCGAAAGCCACGCGAACAGCAGCUGAUCGCCAUUCUCAUUGUCAUCACAUUUUCUAUCUUGACCGUCGGGACACGAGCGGUACAAACGUUGAUCGAAAAGCACGAAAGAUUCAUGAACGUUCGUAUCGUCAGUGCAGUGAGGACGCGUUUUUAUUUCUCGACCAAAGGCGACGUGGUCUUUAUUCUUCAAAUUUUUAUCCAUCUUCGACGUAAUACCUAGACACGGCACGCGAAGCGAAAUUCCGUUGAUUCGUAACUAUUUCGGAUGUAAAAAUAUCGAUUAGGGAAGUAACAGAAGGUAAACAAGUGGUGUAUAUUAAACGGUAUACGAUACACUCGGCAGCCACUCGUUACCGCUCGUUGUCGCAAGCUCUGAUGGUUGUAUCGAUAGGUUUUCGAUUCAAUUUUCUCGAACGAGGAAAACGUUCGAACGUUGUCUAGGAAAAGAAGAUUCCACGGGAAAAUAUCGUUUUCUCCCUGGUAAAUCGCAUAUCAAUUAAAACGAUCACGUUUAUCUACGUAAAUAGUUGUAAACGAGACGAUGGCGCGAAAUUUCUCGCAUCUUAAAAUAAUACUCUUUCUUCGCGGUAUCAACUGUAACAUAUCUUUCGCGAAACAUUAUCAUAUCACUUGGAACAUUAACAAUCUCGUUGAUAACGAGUCCUCGGUGUCGAGGAGUAAGAAAGCCCUGUCAGGCAGCUAAAGUUUUACAGAAACGAAUAGUGUAGUCGAUCGAAUAUAAAACGUAUCGCGGCAUUGAUCGCGGUUAUACUUCAAGCUUCGAUAGUCACUCUUCCGUUAUAACUUGUAAAUAGUAUAAAAAGUAUUUUCUUUCUACUUAUGUACACCUUGAACAGAUUCUAAGCUAUUUUAAAGAGUUUGCGACUCAAUUCGUCGUACGACGAACGAUCAUCGUAUCAGUUUCAAGCUUUGUUCCAUCUACUUUUCUUAUAGGAUACAACGAUCGCUAAAUUAAUUUCUAUCUUCCAAUUCUCGAUGUAACAUAUCAUGUAAAUACGUUACAUAUCGUGCGAAUGAUCGACGAAGCUCGCUUCGUAAUACCUUUCUACUAUUCCCAAUUAAAAAAGAAUCUGUUUCCGGAGAGAAAUUUCUGCGUUUGUAUCGUGUCCUGACCUAUGAUCCGUCCAAUGAGACGAGUCAGGAUAUGUUUAGAAAUUCGCGCGCUCGACACAGGGCCGAGAGCUCAGUUGUUUCCGGUUCAUCAAACGUUUCGGUCGAGGUUUGUGUGCUGUGAUUCGAGCCUGUGAAUUUUUACGCAUUUACUGUCUCGUCUCGUUGGAUGGAGUAUAGUCUCGUUUUCUUUGUAUCAGUCCAUUAUAAUUAGAACAAAAGGAACGCUUUUCGCGAGCUUUGUCGAUCGAGCAGAAUUUUCGAUGAUCCUUUAAUAUGUGACGAGCGUGUAUUCAUUAUUAGUCGAUGGAUAGUUCACUUCUAUGAGAUAUAUUAGCCUGUAAACUUGUCUUUAGGGUGGUCGAAUGCAAUUGAAAGCCGACGUCUCCCCAAGGUGGAGUGGUCGAAAUUGGAGCGAGGUGAAGCGACAAGUCGUACGUCUAGGUACGAAGGGAAAGGGACGUUGAUGAACGCAGUUUUAGCUAACGAGUAAUGGAGUACCUAAGUGUAACCUGCACAUCGCAGGAAUAAAUUUACAAUUAGCGAUAUGCGCAUAAUAUGAACCUCUGUCUUCCAAAUGCAUAUUAAAGUUGAAGUUUCGUGUGUAAAUAUAUAUUCCGUGUGUAUACAGGGUGUCCCAGGUCGGGUAGUACAACCGGACCCGAGACAUCCUGUACAUGUGUAUGCACGUGUACGUUUGUAAAUGGUCAUUUACUUGCGUACAUGUACAUAUGCGUACCAUACACAUUAUAAAUACACGUAUAUAUAAAAAGAUAUAUAUAUAUAUACAUAUACACAUAUCUAGAGAUAAAGAGAGAAAGAGCGGGAGAGAGAGAAGGAGAGAGUGAGAAAUGUUAUGAAUAUCGUGUAUCGUAUUUCCGUAAGGAAGUCGACGCGAUCGUGGAGGAUUCUCGAGUUUGCGUCGGCAGAAUAGAAGAAUGUUGUUUCCUUUUUCGCGCGAUACGAGGAAUUCGGAAGGCGCACGCCGCGGAUCGGGGCUCCGUUUAUGUAGGCCGCGAGAUAUCUCGCUAUUUAAAUUGUUCCAGACUCGACAAAGUGUCGCGGACAUGAUCCUAGAUGUAAUUACGAAGAUGUAUUUUUGUGCUAAAAUCAGCCUUAUUAUAGAUAGCAUUAAUGGCUCGUUGAUCGAUGGAAGGUUGUCCGAUGUCUCUUAAUUUUCAAGAUUUUCCGUUGUGCAAGGUGUUACCGUCGGUGUCAGCGAGAAUCGAACGUAGAUGUAACGAAACGAUUCGCGAGGAUGGAGCGAGAGCUGGGGAAAAGUUUCUGAAUCAUAUCGCUUGAUCUGUUUCCGCAAUGUUAAGUCUUGUAACAAGUUAUUGUAACGUGUUGUACGAAAGAUACAAAAGGGUGAAACGCGUAACGCGUGCUCACUGCAAUUAUAUCAUAUCGAUAAAAUAAAGGCUGUUAUACAAG
This is a messenger RNA of Osmia bicornis bicornis, 3668 nucleotides long. RefSeq lists its product as uncharacterized. The transcript has 7 exons. Gene Ontology annotation, cellular component: membrane. Bases 121 to 1041 code for a protein of 306 amino acids. NCBI's taxonomy places the organism in Eukaryota, Metazoa, Arthropoda, Insecta, Hymenoptera, Megachilidae. The record is from RefSeq and is a predicted model, not a curated record.